Symbiodinium pilosum is the source of this 1722-nucleotide messenger RNA. NCBI's taxonomy places the organism in Eukaryota, Dinophyceae, Suessiales, Symbiodiniaceae. The record is from the annotation of a GenBank genome assembly.
AUGCUGUCCACACUCCGUCGAGUUCCUGCCCGCCCAGUACUGGCAAGUGCCAGAAGUUUUGCGGCGGCCAAGGAUAUUCGCCAUGGGAGUGAAGCACGGGCGUUGAUGCUCGAAGGCUGCAAUCGAUUGGCCGAUGCAGUUGCAGUGACUAUGGGACCAAAGGGGAGAAAUGUCGUGAUCGAGCAGUCGUUUGGUGCACCAAAGGUCACGAAGGAUGGUGUUACAGUGGCCAAGUCCAUUGACUUGAAGUCCAGCCCCAUGAUCAACGUGGGCGCCCAGCUCGUCAAGACUGUUGCCAGCAAGACGAACGAUGUAGCCGGCGACGGCACAACCACAGCAACCGUUUUGGCGCGUGCCAUCUUCCGAGAAGGUUGCAAGGCGGUUGCAGCUGGAAUGAAUCCGAUGGACAUCAAACGCGGCAUGGACCACGCAGCCAAGAUUGUUUUGGAGGACCUCGCAAGCCAAGCUACCAUGAUCGAAACGCCUGACAAAAUCAAAAGCGUGGCAACCAUCGCAGCAAAUGGCGAUGAACACAUUGGUAAGAUGAUUACAGAAGCCUUUGAGAAGGUGGGCAAGGAUGGCACCAUCACAGUGUCUGAUGGCAAGACCAUGGACCACGAGCUAGAGGUGGUGGAAGGCAUGCAGCUGGACCGCGGGUACAUCUCACCGUAUUUCAUCACUAACGUGAAGGCGCAAAAAGUCGAACUGGAGAAUCCUCUGGUCCUCAUCUUUGACAAGAAGAUUUCGUCAGUUCAGGCCAUUCUCCCUCUCCUUGAGCAGGUGGCAAAAGUGCAGAAGCCUCUGCUGAUCAUUGCAGAGGAUGUGGACGGCGAGGCACUUUCCAUGCUCAUCGUGAACAAGCUCCGAGGAGGCCUCAAGGUUGCCGCAGUGAAGGCACCUGGCUUCGGUGACAACCGCAAGGCAAUCCUCCAGGAUCUUUGCGUGCUGACCGGCGCGGAACUCAUCACUGAGGAGCUGGGUGGAAAACUCGAGGAAGCCCAACUUUCGCAGUUGGGCACUGCAAAGACCAUCACAAUCGACAAGGACAGUACCGUCCUGCUGGACGGUGCAGGAGAGAAAGCCAAGAUCGAGGAGAGGUGCGAGGCCAUCCGAGACAGCAUCGAUGCAUCCACAUCCGAAUACGAGAAGGACAAGAUGAAGGAGCGUUUGGCAAAGCUGGGCGGAGGUGUCGCAGUCAUCAAGGUUGGCGGCUCGAGCGAGGUGGAGGUGAACGAAACCAAGGACCGCCUGAAUGACGCACUGAAUGCCACGAAGGCUGCACUGGAGGGAGGCAUUGUUCCUGGUGGAGGAACUGCCCUCUUGUAUGCCACCAUGAAGCUGGAGGGUGUGAAGCUGGAUAGCUUGGACCAGCAAGUUGGGGUGGAUGCCAUCAAGGCGGCCCUGAAGCAGCCAUGCAUCCAGAUUGCUCAGAAUGCAGGCGAGGAAGGUGCGGUCGUAGUGCAGACGCUCUCCAAGGACAAGAACUUGUCCAAGGGCUUCAACGCGCAGACCGGUCAGUAUGUUGACAUGAUCGAGGCAGGCAUCAUAGAUCCCACCAAAGUUGUGCGAACAGCUCUGGCCGACGCUGUGUCCGUCGCAUCGCUGAUGACGACCACCGAGGCUAUCAUUGCGGAAGAAGUUGAGGAGAAGGCAGCUGGUGAGCGCCCCCUCUCGCCGUACCAGCAGGCUGGGCUGAGACAAGAUGGCAUUGGCGGCUUCUGA